AUGACAUGGCUAAGUGGGGUGUUGGCAGAGAGAUUCAAGGUUUCAUUGCCUCGUGUAAUAUCUCAACAAAAAUCUGCAUCUAUAAAGAAAAGGAAGAUCUUGGAUGGUAUUCUUAUAGCUAACGAGUUGAUCGAUUCCAUAUUGAAGAGUAAGGUUCCUGGUUUGUUGUGCAAAAUUGAUUUUGAAAAGGCAUUUGACCACGUUAAUUGGAAAUUUUUAGACAAUGCUUUAGAGAAGAUGAGCUAUGGUUCGAAGCGGGGAAGAUGGGUGCAAUGUUGUGUUGAACAUGUGAGGUUUUCAGUUCUUAUAAAUGGUAGCUCGGAGGGAUAUUUCAAGAGUAAUAAGGGCAUUGGACAGGGUGAUCCAUUGUCACCCUUUUUGUUUCUUAUUUUAGGUGAAGCUUUCUCCGCAAUGAUGUGUAAAGCACAAGAGGACGGAUAUCUCAAUGGUUUUCGAGUUUCUGCCAAUGGAACAAUGCCACUUACUGGUCUUCGUAUUAAUUUUUCUAAGAGUCAUAUGUAUGGUGUUGUUUACGAUGGGGAUAUGUCUGCUUUUCCUUUUCUUUUGGGUUGCUACAAUUCUACUUUGCCUAAAUCUUAUCUCGGUCUACCGCUUUGUGACAAGUAUAAAGGAAUUCAUAAGCGGUACAAGAUUGUUGAUACGUUUACCGUCAAGCUAACUGGAUGGAAGAGACCUUUGUUAACAAGGGAUGGUAAGAUUAUCCUCAUCAAAAGUGCUUUAUCUAUUCUGCCGGUGUAUUAUAUGUAUUUGUUUGAAAUGCCGAAAUCUGUUGUGUUAAAGCUUGAAACAACAAUGAAGAAUUUCCUUUGGAAUGAUAUUAAUGGGAAGAGAAAAAUGCACUUAGUAAAAUACGCCAAUGAGAAUUAUGAUGCUUUGUGGAGAAAGAUUUUCCAUGAGAAAUAUGGUGCAAAUGAUGUACUUUGGUUGUCUAAUUUUCCUAAAGGAAACUUCGGUACUUCUGUAUGGAAGGGGAUAAUACAAAGUAAAGAGCUUUUCAUCAAGAAUAUCAGAUUUAAAGUUAACAAUGGGGCAAAAACAAGAUUUUUGGAGGAUGUUUGGAUUUUAAAUGAGCCGUUGAACAUUUUAUUUCCAAACUUAUAUGUUAUUGUAAGGUCUAAAUCUACGUCUGUGGCAAAAAAAUUUUGUGGCUUGGAUACUGAAAUUAUUGAUAAGAUGCGGGUACCUGGAAGACUUUUUACUGUGGCUCGAGGCGAACUUGAAUUUAUCUCUAAUUGUAUUGCAGAUUUUACCAUUCAAAGCCAACAGGAAUAUGUGUUACAAUGGCGAUUAGGGUUGCAGAAAAAUCAGGAGAGUGCUGAGCUUCCUUUUCCGGUAGCCAUGGCUACAAUUCUCCCUCCUGAUCCAGGUAUUGAGCUUUCUGGUGCUUCCUUCCCCCUUCUUCCUGGUCAGAGUUCCGUUGUUCCCCCUUCACUUUCGUCUGCUAACCCUAAGAGAGUUGAAUCUCCAAAUUUGAGCUGGAACGGAGUGGCUAGUAGAUCAAGAUCAGUUCUUCCAAGCUCCUCUGAGGAUCUGGCUUAUGUAUCCCGGUGA
Papaver somniferum (opium poppy) is the source of this 1572-nucleotide messenger RNA. RefSeq lists its product as uncharacterized. The transcript has 5 exons. The coding region runs from base 1 to 1572 and encodes 523 amino acids. The record is from RefSeq and is a predicted model, not a curated record. Lineage: Eukaryota; Viridiplantae; Streptophyta; Magnoliopsida; Ranunculales; Papaveraceae.